This is a messenger RNA of Pseudogymnoascus verrucosus, 177 nucleotides long. RefSeq lists its product as uncharacterized. The transcript is spliced from 2 exons. The coding region runs from base 1 to 177 and encodes 58 amino acids. The record is from RefSeq and is a predicted model, not a curated record. NCBI's taxonomy places the organism in Eukaryota, Fungi, Ascomycota, Leotiomycetes, Thelebolales, Thelebolaceae.
AUGUGUGACUACGAACAAUUCCUCUUCACCUGCGGCCACAGUCCCAUCCGCCGUUCAUCAUACUGCCACACAGCCCGCGUGGACGAUCUGCAUCAGUGCUUCAGCGUCAAGGUCCUCAAGCGCGUCUGGCAGCAAGCCGGGAUCUGCCCAGACUGCCGGACCCAAGCACAGCACUGA